Anoplopoma fimbria (sablefish) is the source of this 1383-nucleotide messenger RNA. RefSeq names its product IQ motif containing D (gene drc10). Gene Ontology annotation, molecular function: protein binding. The coding region runs from base 121 to 1314 and encodes 397 amino acids. Lineage: Eukaryota; Metazoa; Chordata; Actinopteri; Perciformes; Anoplopomatidae. The record is from RefSeq and is a predicted model, not a curated record. The transcript has 6 exons.
GUCAACAACAUUAAACAUCUUCGGACAGCGCUCGUGCACAUCUGCCAGCAUGGAGCCAAAAAAGCUGAAUGGAUCCCUCAUCCAGAAGAAAAGACCAACCAGCCUAUACACAGUGCCAUUAUGUCUGCAAAAGGGGCCACAGUGCUGGCAAAGACAAAGACCCAAUCAGAAGAUUGUCAGAAGAACCAGGAAGUGUCACAGAAGAAGCUGCUCUCUCACGAGGCCCAAUGCAUCGCAAGCAUUUUGGUAAACUGCAUUGGCCAGGUUGAGAUUGCAGCUACCCUGCCUGCUGUCCUCCAGUUAAACAGUGUGUCCGGUGUUGUGGACAAGGAAUUGAGUAGGGCAAUUAAAGAGCAUCAAAUAUUAGAUGGAAGACUGGAGACACUUGAAGGUCUCAAUCAGGUGUCAGAUGGGGAACAAGAGGGAGAAGUUGAAAAAGCAAGGGCUCAGCUUGAGAAGGACUUCAAGGACUCUGUCAGGGAUCUGCUAAGGGUUGCCCGAUCCCAUCCAGAUGCCAUUUGUGGUUUGAUGGCAGGGCUAGGUAUGAAAGUAGGGGAAAGUGAGUACAUGCUUAUUAAAGGACUUGAGAAGUUUCACAGCCAUGUGGUAGAAAGGUUGCUGAUCAGUCCGGAUGAGGAGCUACAGCAGGUUCUCCACAAGCAGGUGUCUUCAUCCCCUGCCCACGAUCUGGAUCACAUAGCUUCACAGGAAGAAGAAGUAGCCACAGACAUGAAGCAAGUAAAUGCAAAGAUCGCUCAGAAAAAUGAUGAGAUACAAAAUAUGCAGAGUUCUCUAAAAGGGAACAACAGACAAGAACCGGGUACGUCACUUCUUGCUGAGAAGCAGGGCCAGUCACAAAACAUGAAGCACACCGGUAUACAACAGGAGAUUGAUCAGCUGAACAGUGACCUCAACAAUUUGAUCCUUAAAAACAGGCAGGUAGAGAGAGAAAUCCAAGAGAAAAAUGAAAAGCUGGAGACAGAAAUUGAAAACUUGCUAGAAAGCUUUGACAAUGAAAUAGAAGAAACCCAGGCCGACCUGGAGUUGAAUGGAAUGGAUUAUGAAAGGGAGGAGGAGGAGCUGAGGAAGCUGGAGAAACCCUUUUCUGCACUGGAGGUGGAAUGCAUCCAGAUCCAGGAGAAGCGUCGGCUAGCAGAAGAGAAGAGAAAGGAGGAGAUGAGAGAGCUGGAGUUGAAGACCAAAGCUGCUAUUUUGGCCCAAGCCUGGUGGAGAGGCUACAGCACUCGCAAGUCCUUAAAGAACAAGGGCAAAAGCAAGAAGGCCAAAAAAGGCAAAGGCAAGAAGAACAAAUAAACCUCUGACUAGUUUCUUACUCUGGUGAUACACAGAUAAACAGUCUGUCGGUCUUUUACAAAAAAAACC